Loxodonta africana (African savanna elephant) is the source of this 7655-nucleotide messenger RNA. It is a transcript of the gene ZFP62, whose product is annotated as ZFP62 zinc finger protein. Gene Ontology annotation, molecular function: RNA polymerase II cis-regulatory region sequence-specific DNA binding; DNA-binding transcription activator activity, RNA polymerase II-specific. The record is from RefSeq and is a predicted model, not a curated record. Gene Ontology annotation, biological process: regulation of transcription by RNA polymerase II. The transcript has 2 exons. NCBI's taxonomy places the organism in Eukaryota, Metazoa, Chordata, Mammalia, Proboscidea, Elephantidae. Gene Ontology annotation, cellular component: nucleus. The coding region runs from base 599 to 3208 and encodes 869 amino acids.
GGGGGAGGAGAGGGAAGGGAAGACCUCGAGCUGGCCGAGGUGUGUAGGAUGCACUCCUGUAUUCUACUGGGCUCUCUGUGGCCACCAACUCCGGCCGGCCGAGCGGACCAGGGUCGGGUUGGGACUGCCCGAUGUCCGGAGAAGGAUUGGGGCUCUGCUCCCGUGUUCCUCAGCUGUUCUCAGCUCUGUGGGGCCUGAGGGAAACCCUGAAAACUAGCGCUUUAAAAAUCCCCUUUUCACGCCCCCGCCGCAGUUAAGUUUGGCCCUGGGUUUUGAGAAUGAAUACGAGCGCCAGAGGGACCUCUCCAUCACACCUUUAGGGGUGUAAGGGUGAUCCGAUUCGCUCCCCUCCCCCCCCCUUUUUUUUUGUUUUUGGAUGGGGAGUGUUGAGCGAUUUCUGCUGCAAGUAUUGAUCGAGCCCUCGGGAGACAUUUCCCGGAGGUCGCCUGUGUUUGGUCAAGGGUGCAUCCAGAGGAGGCAGCCUGCUGUGAGCCCUGCAGGGUGAGAAGUGUCACAUUUGAAGACGAGGAGUACUGAGCCUGAGGAAUCAACUGAAAAGUGUGAAAAUUUUGGAAAUGCAGACUCUAAGUGGCCAAAAAUGGAAGGUCUUCACAAAGAUUAUAUGCAGGAAUCUAAAGUUGGUGAAGCUUAUGAUUGGGAUAGCAAGGUAGAGAAUCAACUGGAAAAGACUGAGGGAAAAAGAAUGAAGGAAGAGAAAAGUGGCAUCAGGGAAAAGAUUGGUAAAGCUAAGAACAUGGCAAAUAUAAAGACAGAACAGGAAAAUGAGGCAUCUGAGAAUAGCUUACGUUUGAGUUCAAAACAAGUUACACGUAAAACUGUCUCUGUAGAACAGGAAAACAGUGAACAAGGGAAAUGUGUGGAGAACAUUAAUGGAAACUCUCAACCCAGUCUACAGCAGAAAACCAGUACUGUUAAGAAAUCACACAAAUGUGAUGAAUGUGGGAAAUCCUUCAAAUACAAUUCCCGCCUUGUUCAACAUAAAAUUAUGCACACUGGAGAAAAACGCUAUGAGUGUGAUGACUGUGGAGGGACUUUCCGGAGCAGCUCAAGCCUUCGAGUCCACAAACGGAUCCAUACUGGGGAGAAGCCGUACAAGUGUGAGGAAUGUGGGAAAGCCUACAUGUCCUACUCCAGCCUUAUAAACCACAAAAGCACCCAUUCUGGAGAGAAGAACUGUAAGUGUGAUGAGUGUGGAAAAUCCUUCAAUUAUAGCUCUGUUUUGGACCAACAUAAAAGAAUCCACACUGGGGAGAAGCCCUACGAAUGUGGUGAGUGUGGGAAGGCCUUCAGGAACAGCUCGGGUCUCAGAGUCCACAAAAGGAUCCAUACAGGGGAGAAGCCCUACGAAUGCGACAUGUGUGGAAAAACCUUUAGUAAUAGUUCUGGCCUUAGAGUCCACAAAAGAAUCCACACGGGUGAGAAGCCCUAUGAAUGUGAUGAGUGUGGGAAGGCUUUCAUUACUUGCAGAACACUUCUAAACCAUAAAAGCAUCCACUUUGGAGAUAAACCCUAUAAAUGUGAUGAGUGUGAGAAGUCUUUUAAUUAUAGUUCUCUCCUUAUUCAACAUAAAGUCAUCCACACUGGAGAGAAACCUUAUGAAUGUGAUGAGUGUGGGAAGGCCUUCAGGAACAGCUCAGGCCUUAUAGUACAUAAACGGAUCCACACAGGAGAAAAACCUUAUAAGUGUGAUGUGUGUGGCAAAGCCUUCAGCUAUAGCUCAGGCCUUGCAGUCCAUAAAAGCAUUCACCCUGGGAAAAAAGCCCACGAAUGUAAGGAGUGUGGAAAAUCCUUCAGUUAUAACUCACUUCUUCUUCAGCAUAAAACCAUUCACACUGGAGAGAGACCUUACGUAUGUGAUGUGUGUGGGAAAACCUUCAGAAACAAUUCAGGCCUCAAAGUCCACAGAAGGAUCCAUACUGGGGAGAAACCUUAUAAAUGUGAUUUGUGUGGGAAAGCCUAUAUCUCACGCUCUAGCCUUAAAAAUCACAAAGGAAUCCAUCUUGGAGAGAAGCCCUAUAAAUGUAGCUAUUGUGAGAAAUCCUUCAACUAUAGCUCUGCCCUUGAGCAACAUAAAAGGAUUCAUACUAGAGAGAAACCCUUUGGGUGUGAUGAGUGUGGAAAAGCCUUCAGAAAUAAUUCAGGCCUUAAAGUACAUAAACGAAUCCAUACUGGGGAGAGACCUUACAAAUGUGAAGAAUGUGGGAAAGCCUACAUCUCGCUCUCAAGCCUUAUAAAUCAUAAAAGUGUACAUCCUGGGGAGAAGCCCUACAAGUGUGAUGAGUGUGAGAAAGCCUUCAUCACAUACCGAACCCUAAUAAACCACAAAAAAAUUCAUCUUGGGGAAAAGCCCUUCAAAUGUGAUGUGUGUGAGAAAUCUUUUAAUUACACCUCACUCCUUUCUCAACACAAAAGGGUCCACACUAGAGAGAAACCCUUUGAAUGUGACAGGUGUGAGAAGGUCUUCAGAAACAACUCAAGCCUUAAAGUACAUAAAAGAAUCCAUACUGGGGAGAAGCCCUAUGAAUGUGAUGUGUGUGGAAAAGCCUACAUAUCACACUCAAGCCUUAUUAACCAUAAAAGUACCCACCCUGGCAAGACACCCUUUACGUGUGAUGAAUGCGGAAAAGCUUUUUUCUCAAGUAGAACUCUUAUAAGUCAUAAAAGAGUCCAUCUUGGGGAGAAACCCUUUAAAUGUGUCGAGUGUGGGAAAUCUUUCAGUUACAGUUCACUCCUUUCUCAACACAAGAGGAUCCACACGGGGGAGAAGCCCUAUGUAUGUGACUGGUGUGGGAAGGCCUUCAGGAACAGCUCAGGCCUCACAGUGCAUAAAAGGAUUCAUACAGGUGAGAAACCCUAUGAAUGUGAUGAGUGUGAGAAGGCAUAUAUCUCACACUCAAGUCUUAUCAACCACAAAAGCAUCCACCGUGGGGAGCAGCCCUAUAAUUGUGAGUGUGGGAAAUCCUUCAAUUAUAGGUCAGUCCUUGACCAACACAAAAGGAUCCAUACUGGAAAGAAGCCAUAUAGAUGUAAUGAGUGUGGGAAGGCUUUUAAUAUCAGAUCAAAUCUUACCAAGCAUAAAAGAACCCAUAGUGUGACAUAUGUGGGAAGUCAUAGUAACACAUCACAGAAGAGAACCCUCGAGGGAGGGAAUGUUCUGGAUGGGACCAGGAUGAGACUAUCUCUGUAGAAGGUAGAGCGUACCAAGUCAAAGAGCUCAAAGGAAAGAAAAACCUUGUGAAUGUAAGAAUGUCUGAGAUCCUUAUUAAUGGCUUAUAAUUUACACAGUGUAAAUGAAAUUAUUCUAGAUGAUCAUGAGUAAUCUUUCCAAUGUGAUUCUAAGUCAUGUCAACAAGAAAGGCUUUCAUUGUUAAGGUAGUUGAGCCCUUAUAGAAUAUAAAAUAGUUUAUAUUGGGAUUACAACCUCUCAAGGUGAUGGAAUGUGAAAAGAAUCUUCAAAAUAAGCAUAGACAUUUCUGGACAUAAAAGAAAACACAUGGAUGAUGAAAGGACUUCAGUUAGGAAUCACAUAAUUACCAUCAGAAAGUUCAUAUUUGGGUAAAUUUUGUGAAUAGAGAUAUAGGCAAUUUGGGUAUAGCUUUGAAUCUCAAUUAUAUAUCGAUCAGUGGAAAAGCCCAAGAAGGGCUUCCAAAAGGUAAAUUCAGGGAGAGACUGGCUUCAGGGGAUGUAUUUGAUAGUAGUGAUCAUGAAGUAUGAACUUGGUAUAAUUGAAUGAGUUGGGGAGGAUAAUGACAACUUGUGAAACAAAAUCGGGAUUUCAGUGGCAGAAAAAUAAAAGGUGUAAACUACUAUAAAUUUGUCAGGAGAUAGGAGAGUUACACUUAAAAAAUGCAAGUUGACUGUAAAGUGCUCUUGUAGUAAAAAAUGCGACGCCGCCGAGUCGAUUCUGACUCAUAGUGACCCUAUAGGACAGAGUAGAACUGCCCCAUAGGGUUUCCAAGGCUGUAAUCUUUAUGGAAGCAGACUGCCACAUCUUUCUCCUGCAGAGCGGCUUGUGGGUUCAAACUGCUGACCUUUCAGUUAGCAGCCAAGCAUUAAACCACUAUGCUACCAGGGCUCCUAAUGUUGUAAUACACUAGUUGAAUUAGUGAAACUUUUUAGAAAUUUCAAAUGGAUCCCCUCAAGAGACGAUGAAUGUCUAACGAAGGUGAAAAGUUUAAUUUAAAGGUGGUAUUCACACUUUAUGCUAUAAUAAAAGGUUCUACCUUGGACUGGAUUUCAGCACAUUCAAUAAAUAUGGAACACAUCCUCAACAUGAUUUCACACCUUACACAACAGAAAGAAUUAAUUCAGGGAUUUUGUAAAUAGGAAUGCGGGAAGGGAGGGCAUUUCACUGCAGAAGCUAAAAGGCUAAGUAGCUACCAGUAAUUGAGGAAAUUCAUGCAUUAUAAUUAAUCCUGUUAAGUGUUUGUUUUGGAAUGUGUUUUUGUAAGGAUUUCAUGCACUCGUAUGUAUUUUGUCUGUUGUAAAAUAAUUAUGAAUACUUUGUUCAGGGCUUACUCUGCCCUGAAGGCCAGAUAGUUAUGGUGAGGUAAGGUGGAAGUCCAAUGAAGAAAUUCCUCAAAGGUAAACAGGCUAUGACUUACUUGAGAUGGAGCAGUAUCCAGAUCAGGGAGGGGAGCCAGGGUAUCAUCCCACAGGGCUAGCAUAGGAUUCAUGAGAAGUUAGGUGGUACUCCACCAGGAGUUGAGUGGCCCACGUAAGCCUUGUGAUUCUCAUACUUGGACUAGAUUAUAACUUGUGGGAAGGGAUAGGCUGUAUGAGUGAUCAGUCACCACACAGAAACUGUUUCUGAUAGAACAGAAGUUAACAUGAAACAUUGUUAACUAGUUAUAAAGGUGCUAAUUAGGUAACUCAGAGAGUAGAAGGGGACUCUUCUGAGAGUUAAGUAACCUGUCCAAGAGUACUCAGAGUGGAGCCAGUUCAUUGGAGAAUGAAUUCUAAGUAAAUUCUUUCUGGCUCCAAAAUGCACACUCUUUACGGUAAGUUUGAUAGAUGGAGAGAGGGGGAAAGAGAACGUGUGAAGAUAGGAAAAGAAGGAAAGAACAUUUCUGUGACUCCACUUAGGAGUGUUGUGACCACACUUGCUCUCUGUUCUUCUCUGCAUUGAUUCCCAGUGGUCCGCAGGGCCCAGAUUGAUCUUCCCUUUUGCUGAAGAUGAGACCAGCUCUGAAUUCAACCAUCAGGUUACCUGAAGUUUCCAUGUACUCCACGUGAGCCAGGGCAAUGGGUGUGCCGGUGGCUUGAGGUCCACCCUGCACACGUGUACUUGAGCUCCAUCUGGACCUAAAACACGACCUACUUUUGGGGAAAACAAGUUAAAUAACAAAGGAAAGAAUGGCCACCAUCCAGAUGGGGAUUCAGAGUGCUUCUUUGUUCUGCGCCCAGGGACAUUCUCUGCCUUUUGCCACCACUGACUCAGGAUGAGGAACCCCUGAGGACCUACACCUUCUGGUGCACAGGAAAUGGACUGAAGGGCCUCUUGCUGGGCCUUGAGUGCUACUGAGGGGCAGAUACAUGCCGCUUGGGUUGAUCCAGGACAUGGAUGGGUCUCUGGUUCUGAAGCCACCCCAGGCAAACAUCAUGGCAUGGAUCCAGUGAGCUGAUGUGGCUGCAUCCCCUCAGGUCCUCUUCAGGACUCAAGCUGGUUUAGCCUCCCCCCAGUCCCCACCUUUUAGAAUAAUGAUAUAUGAAAUAAAGUUGAUAACAUGUAGGUAAAUCAAACACUGUAUAAAAAAAUUAAUAGUGUCUAGUUUGUAGGGCUAAAGACACUUGAAAUAUUAGACGAUAGUAGAUAACUUGGAAGCUGCAUAAAAAUGGCCUAAAGUGCUUGCAUUAUGUGGGAGGAGGGUCAGGUAUUGGUUAAAUCUAGAUUUUAUUAAAUAUGUAUAGUAAAAUGUCACAGGCAGUCACUAGAAGGAUAGAACCAAAAUAUAAAUUUAUUUUAAAACUGAGCUUUAUAUAGGUCAAAAUGGGAAAAAAAAAAAAAUCUAGGAAAGAGGUAAAAUACGUAGAAAAGGCGGGACAAGAGUUUUUGGCAAAGAUAGGCUAGGUUGUUUGAGUCAGAUUCCCAUCAAAAACAAUGAAAAGGAUUCCAUAGAUAGCCCUCCUAAGAGCACAUUGAAACUGAAAAGACAGCGGGUAAUCUCAGGACAGCUUUAGAAUGGGGUCCUGUGAUCAGAGAGAAGAACACCACAUUUGGGUGCCAGUUCACAAGCUACAGUGGAUGACAGGGACAGAAGAUCAGGGCCUGGCCGCCCAAGGAAGUGAUUUUUAAAGAAGACCUUUCCAAUGUUAAACAGGGUCCCCAAAGUGCUACACUCUUAGUAUAAAAUAAAGCAGAUCUAAACCCACCCCUCCCCUGACCUCAGGGGGCAGUGGAGACAGCUGCUUUGUUACUGAGUAGAGCCCUGGAAGAAAAUAUCCUGGCAGCCCUUAACACAACCUGAGACCUGGCAGAAAAAAAAUAAAACUUGGAAGAAGCCUUUAAUCUAGGUAGCCCCCAUAAAUAUUUUUUUCAGGGACAAUGACCAGCAAGCAGUCAAAGGUAACCAGGCACAUAAAGGGAAAAAAGGCACCACGAAUGAAAACCAGCAGAAAAGAACAGACCGACAUACACUUAACAUACUGUAUGAAGUACAUUUGUGAAAGCAGUUCUUAAAAUGUUUAAAGACUUUUUUUUUUAAUUGAAAACAUAGGGAGCAGAAAAUUAUUAGAAGUAAAAUUGCACAUUUAAAAAAGAGCCAAUCAGAACUUCAAGGCUUCAAUGAGAGGUUUAACAUUUGAUCUCAGAAGUGGACAGAAUGGAGCAAAGGGAAUGGGGCUGUGAAUUUUCCAGAACUGAUGGAAAAUAUGGUUUGCACAUUUAAAAGCGCAAAGAACAUAAAGCACGUGUCUUGGUCAUCUAGUGCUGCCAUAACAGAAAUACCACAAAUGGAUCGCUUUAACAGAGAAAUUAAUUUUGCACAGCCUAGUAAGUUACAAGUCCAAAUUCAGGGCGUCGGCUGCCCAAGGGAAGGCUUUCUCUCUGGAAGGUCUUUGUCCUCAAUCUUCCCCUGGUCGAGGAGCUUCUCAGGUACAGGGACCCUGUGUUCAAAGGACGUGUUCUGCUCCUGGUGUUGCUGUCUUGGUGGUAUGAGGUCCCCAACUCUCUGCUUCCUUUUCCUUUUAUCUCUUGAGAGAGAGAAGGUGGUGCAGGCCACACCCCAGGGAAACUCCCUUUACCUAGGAUCAGAGAGGGGACCUGAGUAAGGGUGGUGUCACAAUCCCACCCUAAUCCUCUCAACAUAAAAUUACAGUCACAAAAAGGAGGACAGACACAUAAUACUGGGAAUCAUGGCCUAACGAAGUUGACACAAAUUUUGGUGAGGACACAAUUCAAUCCAUGACAGCAGGAUAAUUUUUUUUUUUUAAUUACACCUUCAGUACACAUAUUGUAACUGCAGAAAGGAAAAAACAAAUGUUAAAAACAGGUUAAAAACAAAUUACCUUAGAAAGAAAUGUUAGACUUCUCAACAGCAACAAUGAAAAUCAAAAAACGAAUGAAUCAUCUACCCGGAUAUAGAACUGUCAACCUAGAAUUUUUUAUACCCAAUGGAAGUAUCUUUCAAGAAUGA